Molecule: messenger RNA, 1455 nt
Organism: Cynara cardunculus var. scolymus (artichoke)
Lineage: Eukaryota; Viridiplantae; Streptophyta; Magnoliopsida; Asterales; Asteraceae
Product: methyltransferase-like protein 2
Exons: 10
Coding region: 43-1305 (420 amino acids)
Cellular component (GO): nucleus; RNA N6-methyladenosine methyltransferase complex
Molecular function (GO): nucleic acid binding; methyltransferase activity
Source: RefSeq, a predicted model, not a curated record
UUUUAAACUUGUCCGGCAGCCGUAAAAACUCGAACUCCGAUCAUGGCAGGUGCUAAAACAGACGUUGACGAGAAACUAUCGAYGUUCUUGCAGUCAGGGAUUUACCGGUUCGAAGGAUCAAAUGCGGUAUUCAUGGAUCCAGUUCGUGUCCUCAGCCUGUCCUACACGCAUUUUAGGGUUUCUCCAUCUUCUUACUACUCUCGUUUCUUUGAACCGAGUCCGUCCGGUGAAGAUAGGGUUUCGGAAAAUCAAAGAAAACGGAAACGUAAAGAGAAAAAACCUCGCRCGCUUAAUGAAAGAGAACAAGCAGCUGACGAACGCCAUCAGAAGGCGAAACCUUUCUUGAUGAAGGCGCACGAAUGUUUGCUCGAAGCUAAUGAUCUUUUGCUAAAUUUGAAGAAAUUGAGGAAUGAUGAUUUCUUAACAUCUGACUGUACGGUAGCAAGUGAUGAGCAUUCGUUUGUUGAGCUUGGGAGCGUAUGGCAAGCUCCAUUGUUUGAAAUUUCACUGYAUCUUAAUCAGGAUUACACCUCAAAACAAGGUUCCCAGUCUGUUCAAAACUGUGAAAAAAGAAAUAUUCCAGCAUUUGGCAGCUUGGUUGCAAAUGAGACAAACWGCGACAUGGAGGCUGAUUUUCUAAAUCGCAAGUACAUAAUACCCAGAAAGAGUUCCUUUUACAUGUCUGAUCUGAAGAAGAUUCAUGGCCUGAUCCCUGUGAAACGUGAUUGCGGAUUCAAUAUUAUUGUGAUUGAUCCACCUUGGGAAAAUAGCAGUGCUUCCCAAAAAUUGAAGUACCCAACUUUGCCCAAUCGAUACUUCUUGUGUCUUCCUAUUAAAAGACUUGCUCAUGCAGAUGGAGCGUUGGUAGCUCUGUGGGUAACCAAUAAGGAGAAACUAAGGAUAUUUGUUGAAAAAGAUCUAUUCCCUAAAUGGGGAGUCAAGUACAUGGCAACUCAUUAYUGGUUGAAGGUGAAACCAAAUGGUUCUUUGAUUGGUGAAUUGGAUCUCUUCCAUCAUAGACCAUAUGAAUGUCUGGUCCUUGGUUAUUGUUGUCCAAAGGAUGAGGAUUCCGAGUGUUUCUCGAAACUCAAAUCCAUUCCAGAUGGUCAAGUGCUYCUCAGCAUCCCCGGAGAUUACUCGAGGAAACCCCCAAUAGGAGAAAUGCUACUGGAUUAUAUACGUGGAUCAGGACCUGCUCAUGGCAUUGAACUCUUUGCUAGAGAAUUGUUAGCUGGAUGGACAUCUUGGGGGAAUGAACCACUUCGCUUUCAAGAUUCAAGAUACUUUUCCAGCACAUACCAAUAACGCUUUCGUUCGGAAUCUUCUGGCUGGCAAUAUUUUGGAAUCCYGUGGACCCACUCAACAAUUGAGAUAGAGGUAAAACCGAUUUUACAACAUCGAUGGAGAAGACUCAAACUCAUCGAAAAUAAAAAAAAGCUUGGUUUCAGUUCUGCC